Coccinella septempunctata (seven-spotted ladybird) is the source of this 1745-nucleotide messenger RNA. RefSeq names its product doublesex- and mab-3-related transcription factor A2-like. Gene Ontology annotation, biological process: sex differentiation; regulation of transcription by RNA polymerase II. Gene Ontology annotation, molecular function: RNA polymerase II cis-regulatory region sequence-specific DNA binding; DNA-binding transcription factor activity, RNA polymerase II-specific. NCBI's taxonomy places the organism in Eukaryota, Metazoa, Arthropoda, Insecta, Coleoptera, Coccinellidae. The transcript has 3 exons. The record is from RefSeq and is a predicted model, not a curated record. The coding region runs from base 361 to 1149 and encodes 262 amino acids. Gene Ontology annotation, cellular component: nucleus.
UGAAUAACAUGCGGCCCAUGUCAAGAUUUGCUAAACUACAGUGAAACAUUUUCCGUUUUGACUAAUGCGCAAAUUACAACCCAAAUCUCAAUUAAUUUUCCGCGGAAAAUUCUGUGAGGGGCGGAGUCAGGGUGUUUUCCCUCGAACCCAUUGGCGUAAAAUUGGGAAACGAGCCAGGGGCGGUCCUGAGCUGUUUUUCCAUUGGUCCAGAGGAAUAUUUCGCGCUGUAUCUCGUCUUGAGUCCUGAAAUCCUGAAAGUGACAUUAGUAUCUAUCUGAAGUGUAAUCUUUCAGCAAAUCUUUCAUACAAGUGUGUCGAGCUCAUAAUUGGUUUUAAAGUGUGUGAUCAAUAUCUGGAGAUAUGGAUGAGAUAAGGACCAAAUUUGAUAAAAUGUUAUCUGUGAGUCGUUCUGCAGCAGCCAGAGUACCGAAAUGUGCAAGAUGUCGAAACCAUGGGAUGAUAUCGAAGUUGAGAGGGCAUAAAAAGCACUGCAUCUACAAAAACUGCGCCUGUGAAAAGUGUGGGUUGAUCAAAGAAAGACAAAGAAUUAUGGCGAAACAGGUGGCUCUCAAACGCCAACAGGCAGCAGAAGACGCCAUAGCUCUUCAUCUAGCAUCAGCCCAAUCAGGAACCAAAUACGAGUACCUUCCACCAGGCAGAAUCUACGGCAUGCAGGUAACAUCGCCAGAACCAGCAAGUCCAGAUCUACCAGAAGCCAAAACUCCGGAAGACUCCAAGGAAUCAAGUCAAGAGGAGAUAGUGGUUUCAUCCGCCUCCUUGGACAUGCUAGGCAAGCUUUUCCCGCACAAGAAGCGAGCUGUCUUGGAGCUAGUGCUCAAGAGAUGCAACCACGACCUACUUCGCGCUAUAGAGCACUUCAACAAUAGCGGGGUUAGCAAGAUUUCGGAGGUAAAGGAAGAGACAAGUUCUGCAUUCAGACCUGUGGGUAACAAGAACGCCAGAGUUGUUCCUGGUCAUCAGAAUAUCCCUCUCAUACCGUCAAACAAAGUCUUCAUGCACAGUAUCUACCCUUUGCUGCCUUGGUUCAAUUCAGCCCAAGUUUUACCAAGCCCUGUCUACGUGCCUGGUUUUUGCGAAUGCGAGCAAUGCAAGCAUAAUAUUUAUGGUGCUUCAGAUAACAGGAUUUGAGGGAGGAAAGGGGAAAUUGAAACUUCCACUAAGUGACAUAUUUAUUUGGUUGCUGUGAGAUCUAAGAUGCCAGAAUACUCCUUUUGGUACUGUCUAACGCUUGAAUUCUAAUCGAUCUAAAGAUCUUUGUUUUUCCAAUUAUAAUCUCUGAAUGAAAAAUGAUCUUCAGCUAGAUCUAAGUAGAUAUCAGGUAGAAUAUGACUUGAAUCUGCUCAAUCAAUAGUUUUUAGAAUAGAUGAAGUUAUUUAAUAUGUACCUCAGUAUUCUAGAAAAUUCAUAAUAAACACUUUAAUGGUAUAGUGAGCUGUAAUUAUUAUUAUUAGUUUUGUAUUGGAAAAUACAAAUGUGCAAGUUGUAUAUAAGCCAAAGGAACCAUCAGUGCUUUUAAAUUCACUCAUAUGGUGGACAUAUUUUUGGCACUGAUUAGCUCGACAUAGAUCGGUCAAACAGGGUAUCUCUUUUACUUAUGGAAAUAUUUACAAUUUAUCGUCUUGUUAAGAUAUGAGUUUUUUAGAGUUAUGUAUGCUGUAGAGUUUUGAAUUUAUCUUGAUGUGUAUUAUAUUGUUCUGAAAAUAUUCAAUAAAUUUUAAGCUUUU